AUGAUUUGCUUUUCUCAGUUUCACCUCGCACAGUUUAUCUAUGGCUGGCGCAUUCAUCGAUCCUCAACCCAAUCAAAGGUUUGCACUCUCUGCCUACCAUCGUGAGGUUCACACCUGUUGGCGCUGCUGCCGUGAUUUCCUCUUGCGACUUCCCCGCCCUCGGCACGCAGUGGUAGUAGCUCGUUCUGGUUAUACGCAGUGCUCGUUGAAAAUAUCCGGAUCUCCACUCCGGCCGCUUUCGCCAUCGAUCGCACGACAAACCGAAGUCAUUGCAACUUUAUCGCUGUCCCUGUCCUUGUAACUUCAUAAAGACCAAUUUUUCUCUCCUCAUUCUCAUUUGCAUAGAUUGGGCCAAACUUUUCAUAUAACAUCAUCUGGGGAAACCCCACCGCUUAACAUGGCGACCGAGAGCAACCCGGCGCUCGCCUCCCUCCCGUCCAACGUGCGCGAGAUCAUUGAGCUCGCCAGCCAGCGCGAUGGCGGCAUUCCAUUCCGGGCAAAGACCGCUCAUGUCCACAGAACCUGGGCUGGCACUUUCACGAGCUUGCCCGAGCUUUAUAUUCAACCCGAAUCUGUCUCAGAAAUUCAAAAGGUUGUCCGCUUGGCCCGUCACGCCCGGCGCCGUGUCACUACCACCGGCUGCGGUCACUCUCCUUCAGACAUUACUUGUACCUCGUCCUGGCUCGUCAACCUGGACAACUUCAACAAGGUUAUUUCCGUUGACCAUUUAACUGGUCUUGUUGUUGUGCAGGCAGGUAUCCGUCUUUACCAGCUCAGUGACGAGCUGGACCGCCGCGGGCUUGCUUUGCCUAGUCUCGGCAGCAUCAAUGAGCAGAGCAUUGCCGGCGCCAUCAGCACGGGCACGCAUGGCAGCGGCAUCAAGCAUGGUCUUGUCGGUGAAAGCAUUACUGAGCUCAAGAUUACGCUUGCCAAUGGCGAGACAUUGUCGUGCUCCCCAGAGGACAAGCCUGAUCUGUUCCGGGCCGCCUUGAUCUCCCUCGGUGCCUUGGGUAUCAUCACUGAGGUCACUUUCAAGGCUGUUCCAGCUUUCUCACUUGCCUGGAGCCAGGCAAUCGACUCGGAUAAGCGCAUCUUUGAGAAAUGGGAAAAGGAUCUCUGGAGCCAGGCCGAGUUUGUGCGUAUUUGGUGGUUUCCUUACAUGCGCCGCGCCGCUGUUUGGACUGCCAACGUUGUCGAUCCGGUCGACUUGAAGACCGGCGCCGUCAAGCACCGUGAGCCGCCAACAAGCUACUACGAUAGCUGGCUAGGCUACUAUGUCUAUCACAACCUCCUUGCUCUCUCCAGAUGGAUCCCGCGCAUCACGCCUUGGAUUGAGUGGUUCGUUUUCGGCAUGCAGUAUGGUUUCAAGAACGGCGAGGUCACGAGGAUUGGCGCCGUUCAGCCCAGCCAGAAGGCCUUCCUGCUGAACUGCUUAUACAGCCAAUCCGUCAACGAGUGGGCCAUCCCCCUCCACAAGGGACCCGAGGCUCUACAGCGUCUUGGUGCCUGGCUUCAGAACCUGAAGCCUGGUGACCCCGGCUAUGUUGAGCACGGCAUCCCCUACAGCGCCGAGGGUCUCUGGGUUCACAGCCCCGUCGAAGUGCGUGCGAGCGACUCGACCGUCUACACCUCGCGGGAGGCCAACACGCGCCCCUUCCUUGACCCCACGCAGUCUGACGGCCCCACGCUCUAUCUCAACGCCAUCAUGUAUCGCCCCUACCACCGUGAGCCGACCUACAACGCCACAGAGCGCUACUAUCUCGGUUUUGAGUGGCUCAUGCGCGAGCUCGGCGGCAAGCCGCACUGGGCCAAGACCUUCACCGCGACCCAGGCCGACCUGGCAAGGUGGUACGGCGAUGACUUCCAGCGGUGGGGCGCCGUCCGCGAGAGCGUCGACCCCGAGGGCAUGUUUGUUGGGCCCUGGCACAGACGCUACCUGUUGGAGCCCCUCCAAAGGGACAGGCUCCUCCCGCUGGAGGAGAUUCAGCAGACGACUAAGAAGGUCCCCGCGAGGCAGGGUGGUGGUAUCGAAGUGAUUGGCAUCCAGAACCUCGUCGCGCCGAACUAGGUGAUCGGGAGAAUUCUGGGUUCGCCGCUCAACAGGAUGAAGAAGGAGGCCGAGAAGGAGGUGACCAAACUAGGUGGCCGGACGCUGCAGACUGCUGAAAGACCUAAGGGGAUUCGGAGAGAAAAUAGGUUAGGUGGAGUUUUUGAACAAACCACUUGAUGAAGACUUCAGAUAGGCAUUGGGAAUUAUGGCCAAAGAGUGAGAAAGAGCGUUUCAUGGAGUCUUGGGAUAUGUACCCUAACUUGUCAUGAUCAUUUUGGGAUACCAGGCUGGUUCGAAAGGAAGGGAUGGCAAGAAGGUUUUGAUUAUCGAGGCGAAUACGUUGUACUCUACAGAUACCACAGAAAAGUACUAAGAUUGCGAUCUUGAACGAACGAUUGUGGGUUCUUCCAUGCUGCAGUGGAAGUAAUUUGAACACUAGUAGCUGUCCACG
Neurospora crassa OR74A is the source of this 2501-nucleotide messenger RNA. RefSeq names its product sugar 1,4-lactone oxidase. The record is from RefSeq and is a predicted model, not a curated record. Gene Ontology annotation, cellular component: membrane; mitochondrion. The coding region runs from base 398 to 2068 and encodes 556 amino acids. The transcript has a single exon. NCBI's taxonomy places the organism in Eukaryota, Fungi, Ascomycota, Sordariomycetes, Sordariales, Sordariaceae. Gene Ontology annotation, molecular function: FAD binding; D-arabinono-1,4-lactone oxidase activity.